ACCUUAAGAAAAAAGUGAGAGACAGAAAGAGUGAGUGAAAGAAACGCGAGAGAGAGGCACAGAGGUUGGAAGGUAUCCGAGUUGCCGUCCUCCCGCAUCCGCAACCCGCACCCGCGCCCCGGCCGCGCCUCCGUCCCCAACCGGCCCACGUCUCAUCUCACCUGAGAUCCAAGCAUCCGAAUAAGCUCCUGCCAAAGGCGCAUUCCACGCAACACACACUCACACACCCACAAGUCAAGCUGUCAAUCUGUCAACCUUUUUCUAUCGCCGACUUUUUUUUCUUUCUUUCUGCUGUGCCUCUCAAGAUGGCCCAAGCCCCUCCUCCUCCCACCGUCAUCGCCCAAAAACAAUCCUUCCUCGCCACCCAGGCUCGUCUCCUCUCCCAACCCCUGCAGCCCUCUCGCUCCUGGCUCGCCGCCAACCAGGCCGCCGAGUCCCCCAUCACGGACCCCGUCGCCGAGCACGUCGCCGCCCGCCUCAACACGACUUUGCUGCAACACUCGCGACGCGCCUACUCACAUCAAGCGAGCCGUCACGUCGCCGAGCAGAUUGACGCUUUAUAUCUAUCCCAACUGUCAGCCGCGCAAAAUGACACCUCCGAUGGUCUUUCUCUCUCCUUGGACCUGUCUGAAGAGGCUGCCGUCAGGUCGCUUCCCUUGGCAUGGCCAGCCGAGCGUGAUGCGACUACAUUUCCUACGGAAGUCAAAAGGUAUGCUGAACUCGCUGGUCGCUUGAAGGCGCUCGCCGAGCAGAGACAGCAGGCCAAAGCCCGUGUUGAGCGGCUACGGCGCAUGAAGGCCCUACUUGACCCCUUUCGCACCGAAGAUGCCGGCGCGGGUGUGCAGGAGAACCUCGUCACCCGCGAUGGCGAGGUUGAAAAGGAGAUGGAGAAGAUGCGCGUCCUGCUGGCCCGUGUAGGUGGUCGUGUAGGCCUUUUGCCCGAGUCCGCCGAAUCUGCAAGCCUGUUCAGAGAUGGCGACUCAUUGAUCGUAGAGCCUGUCGCUACAGGAGAGAAACGCAAACUUGACCAUCUUCUCGGCAGCUUCUGACGGGCCGCCCAGAGAGUUCCGAGGUGAGAUCGAGAGAGUAUGUUUGGGAAAGCAAUGGUAGCCUAGGCAAAGGAGUUUUGUACUCAAAUUGUGUAGUGGCGUUAGGUUCUAGGUUCUAAGGAUACCCCCGGAUUUAUAAAAUCAAAAAAACU
Messenger RNA from Colletotrichum godetiae, 1201 nucleotides. Its product is annotated as kinetochore Sim4 complex subunit Fta4. Gene Ontology annotation, cellular component: Mis6-Sim4 complex. The transcript has 3 exons. Bases 306 to 1049 code for a protein of 247 amino acids. Lineage: Eukaryota; Fungi; Ascomycota; Sordariomycetes; Glomerellales; Glomerellaceae. The record is from RefSeq and is a predicted model, not a curated record.